Messenger RNA from Rhopilema esculentum, 4500 nucleotides. The record is from RefSeq and is a predicted model, not a curated record. NCBI's taxonomy places the organism in Eukaryota, Metazoa, Cnidaria, Scyphozoa, Rhizostomeae, Rhizostomatidae.
CAAAUAGCAAUGCAGUUAACACUGUUUUACUGACCACUGGUGUACAAUCUUCUAACCAUCAUCAUAAUCAUCAUCGCAAUGAUGGUUGAUGUUAGUCGUCGUCACUCAAAGCUGUCUACCACAAAACCGAAAUUGAAUGGAUUGAGGGAGAACGAUAGAAUGAAUUUUUUUCAUGAAAAGUAGCGCCAAAAUAUUCCCUUUUUCAUUGGUUAGUUUAGAGCAAGCAUGCGCUUGGCGUGUGUCCCCUAUUAUCGCCUUGUCCAGCAGUUGCUAUGGUGCUGGUUACCCGUCAAAGACCAUGAGUUCAGGAGACCAUGGCCCUUCAUCUUAUCUUUACUUAACUUUUUCUUGUGUCGAUUUCGUUGAAAAGCUUGUAAGGGAAACAUUAAUCGACUUCCUACACAUUUUGAAUUUCAACAGGUCACUAACCAAUGAUAAUUACUUGAAAUUCGAAGUUACCGCCAUUUUGUUGAUUGCAUAGUUGACUCAUUAUCUUAAAGUCGUAACGCAUGACCGAUUCUGCCAUAUGAAAACAUCCUUUCUCUGAUUGGUCAGCGCUGGUUGACGUUACCAUGACGACCCUUUUAAUGCCUUGUGGUGUCGGCCAUUGUGAUAAUAGGAUAGCCAUGGCAUGUAUACUGCGAAGAUAAUUCCAACAAAAAGCUACUUUCAAAAACUGUGCUCCGUUUUUGCUAGUAAAACACAAAAAUUUGCCAGAUAGUGCCCGUGGUCAUGAUGAAGAUGGAGAUGUCAGUCCACGAGAAAUCGAAUGAAACAACCCCUGACCAAAGUCCUUGUUCUAGAAACAGUUUAGAUCGCUUCAAUUUGAGUCGUUCCGCUGGUUGUCACAAAUUACACACGGCUUUAAACAGGGUAAAAGUCAACCUAAGUAGUAGCUGCUUUGCUACGCUGAGCGCAGAGAAAGGCCCCGCCGAAGGAGAUGACUUAACAAACUUAAGUUGGCUUCAAGACAACAACUUACUCAAAAGCCUAACAUCGACGCCAAAAUCUAAGACAAGCGCGAGUUCAGAUGACAAAGCAAAUCAUAGAAUCACGUUAAAAGACUAUGAAAUGCUUAUUGAAGAAGAGAACGGGUUAUCUGUGAAGAAGUUAACCAAAGACAGUGGUUACGGUAAACCGCCAUAUUCUUUUUCGAUGCUCAUUUUCAUGGCAAUUGAGAGUGCGCCCAACAAGCGGCUACCAGUAAAGGACAUUUAUGCUUGGAUUAUGGACAAUUUUCGAUAUUUCAGAAACGCACCUCUUGGCUGGAAAAACUCUGUUCGGCACAACUUGUCUCUUAACAAAUGCUUCAAGAAGGUAGAUCGAGACAAGAGCCAGGGCGUUGGCAAAGGUUCGUUGUGGUGCAUAGACCCAGAGUCAAGACCAUCACUUCUUCAAGGCAUGAGGAAAAAUCAAGUACUUAUGGCAAAGAUUGAUCCAAAUGCACCCUCGUCUUUUUUGACCACUCCACCACCAUCCCCGGGAAAUAAUGAUGGAUACGGUAGCUUUGGGCAAGAUUCAUUUUAUGGCAGAGGCACGUCUCCUGAUUUUGACGAUAAAGAAUUCGAUGCAGCAGCAGCCAUGUGCACAAUGAGCACUCCACGCGAGCUCCGUGCAAUCGAACACGAGAGACUCAGAAGCCAAACAAGCACUCCGACUGAAAAUAUACAUUCGAACCCGGCCUUAUUGAACAGAUGGAGAAAAUACAUAGAGCCGUUAUCGGACAGUGAUAGUAGCACAGGAUCUCAAGAAGAAACUCCCGUUCGACGACACAAGAUAAGGUCUGCUGGAGAAUCGGGGUCAACUUACACAAUAGCCAAUUUAUUGACGGAUGUAAGUCUGCACUCCUCACAGAAGCUGAAAAGGAGUGCAAAUGGACUUAGUGUUGACCAAACUUUUGAAACAGAAACAGACAUUGAUGACCACUAUGAUUUUGGUAAUGAUUCAGAUUAUGAUUAUGAUGAUGAUGUUAGUGACGAAGAGAUUGAUAAUAAUAUGAAGAAACUGGUGGAAAGAGACACGUUGGGUGAUAGUGGAUACGUUGAAGGAAGGCAGGCUGUUAUGUCUGAUCAUUCGUAUUCGAGGACGCCAAAGAGAGCGAAACAAGCCCGCAGCGACGGUAAGCUGGGUGUCUCAAUGGAAGUACAGGCCCUCUUGAGUUUAGCAAAUGAGGCUACAAGACAGCUAGAGGUAAUACAUGGACAGAAAAGUGAAUAGAAUGUAGCAUCAGAAUAAAAGGUGUGUUUAGAUCGUUUUGUACCGUGAGCUGCAUUACUGGGUAUGGAGAUAGAAAUGGUUCCUGUCCACCGUUUAGAAAAACGUUACGUAUCCUAUUUCAAAAGAGGACUUUUUACAUUACUUCCAAAUAUUGAGAGAUAUUUCUAAUCAGUAUUCAGCGACUUUUCAAUUUAGAUUCAAAUUUCCCAAUAUUUUUCGUUCUGAUACCGGUAAGCUUCUGUGAAACCGUGGGAUGGCAGCACUAAUUAUCUCCUUCCUCAGCAAUGCAGUGAAUGCAACCAGCUUUGGAUUUGAUACUGCGCGCGUGUCACUUAUAGACUUUUGAGUUCUUUUAUACAUUCACGUUAACUCUUUCUCAGUGCUUCCCUGAAAAAUGCCUCUAGAUCGAUUUAUGACGUCACGCUUAACAGGGAGCCGAGGCUUAGCAAUACAGCAAUCAAUAUCACACAGCUGUUAAACUGUCUGUUAAAUCCCUGUUAAAAAACGACUGUAUGCAAAAUGUUAAAUGAGUUACUGAUAUUCCCACUGAAUUUUCAGUAGAUCUCCCACUGAAUACCAGCUCAUUUUAUUCCGUGUAUUUUCCGUGGAACCUUUUUAGCUCUCAUAGUUUCCCAGUCCGUAGAUCGUCUUAUGUUAUGUUUUUUAACAAUCUUAUAUUUUUAAAGUUUUUAUAUGGCAAAACUAUGUAACACAUAACAUUUACGCUAUAUCAGCUGAAAACCCCUUUUAUUGAAAUAUCUUUGGAUUAGCAUGGUUUAGGUAAAACGAACUUGAAAAAAAAUGCAGGAAUAUUCUAAACCCAUGUUUGGAAAAGAAUUUCGAAACCUAUAGGGCUAUCUUCUAAAAAAUGGAUCAACCUUUAUUACACAUGAGAUUUCUUUUCUUGUUUUUGUUUUCAUGCCUCGUUUGGACUUUAAUGCCACCGAAAGGUCUACUCAAAGCUAAAUAUUAUGAAGCUCAUGUGUGCUCUUGAUGUUUGUGUACCUCCAAACCACAUUUUAUCUCAAACUCAAGACUAUAAAUUGUCAUGUGUCUUUCAAGGCUCUACUUCUGUUUCUAGCUCGUUGAUAUUUGUUGACUGGUCUUUGAUUUUAAUAAUCUUACGUUUUUACGUGUGAACUAUCGUUAUGUUUUUAUUAGCCUCCAAUGGUAGGUGAACAAUUUUCCGAUGUUCUACACCUGACGGUUGCCCAAAGACCUAGGUUCAGUCUCUCGAUACUGUCCCUAGUUUUUUGAAAAAACUAAUUAUGCAUCCCAGAGCGUUUUUCGCAAACUGAUUUUACAGUUUCAUCUUUUUCCUUAUCAAAGGCUUUCAUAUUUUUGAGAUUUUUAGAGGUUCUUAGUAAGACGUUUUAUUUUUUUAAUUCUGAAUCGUUGCUCAAAAACUUUGCAGGGAAAUAGAGGCAUCCUGUUAUUAAACAUGAGUUUUCUUCAAGGGAAAUGCCUGCUUGAACAGAUGUUUUAGGCUUUUCUUGCUCACAUUUUCCUUUAAAUUCUUACAUCCGGUGCAGAAUCCCUCCAGAUUUAUGUAUGUUCAUUCCAAACACCCCAAGUUAGACCAAGUUUAAAGGAGACUUCUUCGUAUCGACAAUGGUCUUUAAAUUUUGCUCUUUUAAAUGUUGCUUUUAUGGGGUCGACAUCACUACAUCUGCUUAAGAUUUUGUUUACCACCAUGUCAUACCCAUUUUUAUAAUAUCAUCUUGUGUUCUAGUUCUACCUCGAUCCUGUGACUUGGUAUCUUUUAUUACAAAAAUCUGAAUAUUCCAAGUGAAUUUUAAACACCAACUUUCCACUAUCAGUAUGGUAGAGACAUAAAUAUUGCCGAGCAAUUGAUUUUUCCUGUCAUACUUAAAUUACGUAUAGUAAACGCCAGCCUCUUCUUAUGAUCCCCUGCUGCACAGAAUUGCAAAGUUUAAUAAAACGAAAUACAUAGAAACCGAAACAAUAUUUUAUUGGCUAUCCAAAGCUUUGAAAAUCAAUAAAAAACCAUGCAACGUUAUUGCACUGCAUGUGCAAUACCUUGCAGAAUCCCUGCAACAACCUUGCAACAACCUUGCAACAAUCAGCGUUUUAUUGGGUGGAGAUUUGUGUUAUUUGAUCCGUUAGUUCUCUAUGGUCUUUCUUUUUUAUCAUGUAUCAACGUGUAUGCUAAUCCUCUUCGUAUUGAAUAAAAGCUAGACAAGAAUUGAAAUAGAAUAAAGAAUUUAUUUAUGUAAAAUCGUAACAUUUAGAGCAUCUUAUUGAAAUGUGUAUAUUUGAAAA